Messenger RNA from Naumovozyma dairenensis CBS 421, 1569 nucleotides. RefSeq names its product Urn1p (gene URN1). Gene Ontology annotation, biological process: mRNA cis splicing, via spliceosome. Gene Ontology annotation, molecular function: RNA binding; protein binding. NCBI's taxonomy places the organism in Eukaryota, Fungi, Ascomycota, Saccharomycetes, Saccharomycetales, Saccharomycetaceae. The transcript has a single exon. The record is from RefSeq and is a predicted model, not a curated record. Gene Ontology annotation, cellular component: U2-type prespliceosome; U1 snRNP. Bases 1 to 1569 code for a protein of 522 amino acids.
AUGAGUACUGAUAAUAAGCAUCACAAAAGAAUAUGGAAAGAAUAUAAGACGCCGAAUGGUAAAAAAUAUUAUUAUAAUAUUGAAACAAAACAAUCUACGUGGGAGAAACCUUUUAGUUUUUAUAAAACCAAUAAGAAUAACAGUAAUACUAAAGCAUUAGGGCAAACCCAUCAUGAAAUAGAAAAUAAAUUUGCAUUCAAGUUAUUGAAUGAAUGGUAUUUGAUAUUAAGAUCUGAUGGUAGCAAAUUUUAUUAUAAUGCUAGAUCGAACAGAUCUGUUUUAAAACUUGUUGAGGACAAAGAAGAUGAAAAAUUAAGUUUUGAUUUGAUGAAAUAUUUGGAUAAAAAUAAUUUAAUUAAAUUGAUAGGAUUAAUUCGAGGAUAUAAUGAUCCUAGUAUUGAUAUUAAGGGACUAUAUGAGGAGAUCGUUGCAAAUAUCGGGUUUUUAAAACAAGAUAUUCUUACUGAACAAAUGGAGAUAGAAGAUGGGGGAGAAGACGAGGAGGAGGAGGAGGAGGAGAAAGAAGAAAAAGAAGAUGAUGUCUCAGGUAAAAUCGAAGGUAAGUCAUCAGGUGAUGAUAAAGAUGUUGAGGGAAAUGCAAGCAAUAAACCAGAUAAUAUUAGUACCGAUGAGAUGAGAGAAGAAGAAGGAGAAGAAAGGUUUGAGGAUGAGGACGACAAUGAUGAAUUGAAUACGUUAAAUAACUUAACUUCUAAAGGAGGAGAAGAAGGGGAAGAUAAUAUUAAUGCAAGUGUACAAAAAGUUAAACAGGCAUUUUUUGAAUUACUUGAUAAGAAUAAACUAGAUAUGUAUUCUACGUGGUCAGUUCAGUCUCGUCGAAUCAUUGAGAGACCCACAAUAUUCUAUUCUAUAUCUAAUGAUAGUGAACGUGAAGAGAUUUUCGAAGAUUGGUGCCGGAAUAGAGUGCACUCUACGGGACUAUAUUCAUCCAAUGUCAAAGAGAAUAAUGAUGGUGACACUUUAGUUCGUGGUUCCUAUUAUGAAGAGGAAGAUAAAGAUGAUGAUGAUGAUGAUGAUGAUGAUGAUUUAGAGCCAACGAAAUAUCAUUAUUUAUCCGAGCUUAUAUUUAAAUUGCGUGAUUCAAUCAACGAGCGAAGUAUAUUUCAAGAUAUUAAACGUCAAGGUAAAUCACUGUUUAAAGAUUAUAGGAUAAAAGAUUGGAUUCCAGAUAAAAAGGAAUUGGAGAAGACAGUGUCCUUAUUGUUAUUUUAUUAUAAAAAGUUGUCAGAGCAAGAGCGAUGUGAUAAAUUUCAAGAAUAUGUAACCAAACAUUAUGGAGAGAAGAUUAAGUUACACCAUGAAGAGUUAAAUAAAAUAUUGGAACCAUCAUCAUCUGCUGACGCUGAAGCUGAAGCUGACGUUGAUAUAGAGAAGGAGAUCUUGCAGAUUGAAAAUGUCAUUUUAAGAAGCGGCGACGACCACGUACCCGUGACAGCUGCUGUGGAUACUCCAGGGCUGGAAUAUUAUAUCAUAGGGUUACGAGCGAAGCAUUCAGCUUUGGCAACCCUAAUACACCGCACGGCGCAACCACAACCACAACACCCAUAA